Trichoderma asperellum CBS 433.97 is the source of this 547-nucleotide messenger RNA. Lineage: Eukaryota; Fungi; Ascomycota; Sordariomycetes; Hypocreales; Hypocreaceae. The record is from RefSeq and is a predicted model, not a curated record.
GCAGCACUGCUACCUCAUAUCACCAGCUGUGUCCUUGAUGAUGAGACAGCCACUGACGGGCCGUCAUGCUAUCUUCAAGGGGUAAGGAUGCGCUCUCUGGAGACGACCGUUUUCUGGUCAGCCAACUUGCCAUGCCCUUGCAGAUCUGGACUCUCUUUGUCUCCUAUUUCUUCUCGUGCAAGUGCAGGCAUGCGCAUUAUUCUCCGCUCGGGACUGGCACAGCAAACAGGCGGUGCUCCCUGCGGCAAUUGAGUCGGUCUCGGCGCCCGACUUACAAGUAUUUUGUGGUAUAUCAGCUCAAUGCACUUCCAAGAGAGCUGCAGAUGAAUGCUUGCAUGUAGUAGUACUGCCUACUUAUACUAAUAAUAGUGCUAGUCGAGCAUCGUCGUCACUUAUAGAACAGGAUCUAGUGCACCUAGCCGCCAUCAAUUCCAUCUCAGGGUCCUGAUCAGCUGCUCCAUAUCAGUGCAUCCAGCUUUAUCGGGGCGGCUGGUUGUUUUCUCCUCUCCUCUCCCCUCUUCCUCCUGGUCCUGUAAAGACCCUGCCA